GGUCACUGACUGUGCUGGGCGGGGUUUAAGUUGUUCCCCUCACUACUUUUCUCCAUUACUUACACGGGGAGCCAGGUAGGAAAGCGCAGCGCUGAGAGAAAAGGAUGACCCACACAGCGGCAGUAGGCCCUGCCUCUUGGGAACUUUGUGUUAAAGUGGAAGAGCAGAAUGGAGCUGAGCCCCAAGAUGUAAAGAUAAGAGUAUCCGGAGAUCUGCACAUUGGUGGGGUCAUGCUUCGACUUGUAGAAAAAAUCAGUGUAUCCAGAGAUUGGUCAGACUAUGCACUCUGGUGGGAACAAAAGAAUUGCUGGCUUCUAAAAACCCACUGGACCCUGGAUAAAUAUGGGGUACAAGCCAAUGCCAAGCUGUUUUUCACCCCUCAGCACAAGCUCCUGCGUCUCCGCCUGCCGAAUAUGAAACUGGUCAGGCUAAAAGUUAGUUUUUCAGCGGUGGUGUUCAAAGCUGUUGUCGAGAUCUGCAAAAUACUGAACAUCAGAAGACCUGAAGAACUGUCUCUGAUAAAACCCUCAGAUGAUUAUGUAAAGAAGAAAAAGAAAAAGGAAAAUAAAGACACUGUGCUAGAUGAAGUAAUAAAUUUGGAGAGCCCAAACAGUAAUUCUGGAUCCUUAGCAAGCCCGGGGUUAUACAGCAAAACCAUGACUCCCAUGUACGACCCCGUGAAUGGGACUCCCGCAUCUGCUACAAUUACGUGGUUUACUGAUAGCCCAUUGGCCGAGCAGAGUUGCAACAUCCUAGCAGCCAGCCAGCCAAACGCAUCUCUAGAAAUACUCGCACAGAUGUACCAGCCACGGACAUUGAUAGAUAAAACGAGGUUGAGUUCAGGGUGGUUGGAUUCCUCCAGAUCCCUAAUGGAACAAGGCUUCCAAGAAGAUGACCACCUUUUGCUGAGAUUUAAGUACUACUCCUUUUUUGAUCUAAACCCUAAGUAUGACGCAGUGAGGAUAAACCAGCUGUUUGAGCAAGCGCGUUGGGCUCUUCUACUAGAGGAAAUUGACUGCACUGAAGAGGAAAUGUUAAUGUUUGCUGCAUUACAGUACCAUAUCCACAAAGUGUCAUUAUCAGCUGAUGCUUUUGAGUCAACAACUGAUGGGGAAACAGAUGAAAUUGAAGCUGCUCUAUCAAAUCUAGAAGUUGCGCUAGAAGGAGGAAAAACAGACAGAUUACUGGAGGAUAUCACAGACAUACCAAAACUAGCAGAUAACCUGAAGCUUUUUAGGCCAAAAAAGUUAACUUUAAAAGCCAGCAAGCAGUACUGGUUUGUUUUUAAGGACACAUCCAUAUCCUACUUUAAAAAUAAGGAAGCAGCACAUGGGGAGCCUGUCGAAAAGCUAAAUCUUAGAGGAUGUGAGAUUGUGCCAGAUGUGAAUGUUGCACAGAAGAAGUUUGGCAUUAAAUUAUUAAUCCCAUUUGCAGAAGGAAUGAAUGAAGUUUGGUUAAAAUGUGAUAAUGAAUCCCAGUAUGCCAAAUGGAUGGCGGCCUGUGUUCUUGCUUCCAAAGGGAAAACAAUGGCAGACAGUUCCUAUCGACCUGAGGUCCACAAUAUACUGUCAUUUUUAAAGCUAAAAAACACAAAUACUACUUCUCAAGUGCCAUCUAAUAUAGAAAAUGUGGACAUCAAACCCGAAUGCUUUGUUUCACCAAGAUAUUCAAAGAAAUACAAAAGCAAACAGCUGGCUGCUCGCAUUUUGGAGGCGCAGCAGAAUAUAGCGCAAAUGUCUCUUGUUGAAGCCAAAUUAAGGUUUAUACAGGCAUGGCAGUCUCUCCCUGAAUUUGGCCUGGCCUACUACAUUGUUAGGUUCCGAGGCAGCAAGAAAGACGAUCUGCUUGGCGUCUCACACAACCGACUUAUAAGGAUCGAUAUUGCAACAAAAGACCCUGUUACAACCUGGAGAUUUGCCAACAUGAAACAGUGGAAUGUAAACUGGGAAAAACGAGAGGUUGCCAUUGAAUUUGACCAGAACAUUGCCAUUGCAUUCACUAGCCAGAGUGCAAACUGCAAAAUUGUUCAUGAGUACAUAGGCGGAUAUAUAUUUCUGUCAACUCGUUCGAAGGACCAAAAUGAAACCCUGGAUGAAGACCUCUUCCAUAAAUUAACUGGAGGUCAGGAGUAAGGGACAGUGAUAUCAUUCCAAGUUCAAGGACUUGCCAAGUAAAUGAACAUUUGAAUGUAUUUUAUCACUGCUCCAGCACCGGUAAUUUUAACGUCCAGGUUUUGAUUCCUCUUCAUGUGAAUGCAUUGUUUUUAUUAGUCAUUGAACUCCAGAGCAUACCGAGUCCGAGAGUCCGGUAUCUGUUCUAUAUGCAGCUAGAUUCUACAAGGAGCAAUAGCAAGGUUACACUCGCCAAUAUACAUGAAUAUACAAGGAUUACAUAUUGCGGCAGAACCAGGAGGAAGCAGUUUUCUUAUGAUCUUUUAACUUCCUGCUCAAAAGCCUGUAAAGCAAAAAGCUUAACUCCACAUUGAUGACAUAGUACAGGAAAAUGUAUAUUGAUUAGUGCUACUGUAUUAUUUGUCCACUCUGUAAAAUAAACAAGUCAACAAUAUUCUCUCA
Messenger RNA from Xenopus tropicalis (tropical clawed frog), 2573 nucleotides. It is a transcript of the gene fermt1, whose product is annotated as FERM domain containing kindlin 1. Gene Ontology annotation, biological process: integrin-mediated signaling pathway. The transcript is spliced from 15 exons. The record is from RefSeq and is a predicted model, not a curated record. The coding region runs from base 105 to 2132 and encodes 675 amino acids. Gene Ontology annotation, cellular component: anchoring junction. Lineage: Eukaryota; Metazoa; Chordata; Amphibia; Anura; Pipidae.